Messenger RNA from Sphaeroforma arctica JP610, 1272 nucleotides. RefSeq lists its product as hypothetical. The coding region runs from base 1 to 858 and encodes 285 amino acids. Lineage: Eukaryota; Ichthyosporea; Ichthyophonida. The transcript is spliced from 6 exons. The record is from RefSeq and is a predicted model, not a curated record.
AUGUUUGUAUUGACGUAUAUACGUAUCUACCAACUGAAUUCGGCAGGUGAGAGGAAAGGUAACUCAUCAGUAGCACUUCCUCGAACGGCAGUGACCAGUAAGAUCGUGGCAGAUGGAGGGGUAGGACAUACAUCUAUUGCAAUGACUGAGGCGCAAGCGGUAGAGCAAGCCCUGAGUGACGUAGUACAGAACUUUGCUCAGCGGUAUGUGCACCUGUCCCAAAGUGUCCAGGACCGGUGGUGCGAGUCCACCCGUUGGCUACAGAGGUGCAGCGGCCGUGUGAUGUUUGGGGAUGUGCUAAGAUGGCAGAGUGCGCACACACACCUGAUUGAGUGUGGCACACCAACUGAACGGGCUCGUCUUGUAAUGGACUCUUAUCUGCAGCUGUUGGAUGCCCAUUACCCUGACCUCCGCUACCAUCGUGCAGCGGCUGUGUGCAUGCUCGGCGAAGGAGUGUCUCUAAAGCCAUGGCUACGCAACCAGUUUGCGGAUAAAAACAUGCACAUGGCCCUUCUAACAGCGUGUGUGGACGCCAAUCGGUUCAAGGAUGCGUGUCGCGUGUUGGUGGACUUUCUGGAUAAGCUUGCGGACGAGAAUACCAUAACAAACACGGCCACGAUGGGUGUACUGUUUCCAUGGCAACUGAUGUCACGCGCAAUGGCUGGGUUCAGACAACACGCAACGCUGAGCGCAGAGGACCAACAUACACUGUGUGAACUACGAAGGCGGUUGAAUGCCAGCGCGAGCAACCUGCAAGCGUCAGUCAGCAACACACUGCCACUGUCAGACAACCACGCACACGCACAAGGGGUACAACAAGCACAGGAGAUAUGCGACAUCAUCCGCACCAUCUUCUGAGUUAACGUACAAGGGUCUGCCAUGGUCAUGCUAUGCCAUACCAUGUUAUACUUUACGCGUCGUUUGGACAGUUGACAUGUGGUGACAUGUUUUUGACACGUGGCGGCGAUCCGCUGACUGCGUGCACACCCUUCAGCCGUGCUGUGGGCGCUAUGCUGACUGGUAGUCUGUAGGGCAUGCAUAGACACACAGACAGCCCAACACCCCACAAUCACUCGCCUGUCUAUCCAGUAGUAGCAUGCAUGUACUGGUGCUUGCACUAGACCUCACUGGUUGCGUUUGAUUGUCGUGUGUCGCACAAGUGCUGUCUGAUAUGUGACACUGGCCCCAUAAACCAAACCGAGGUGCCGGCCCCAUAUAUAUGUCUACUGUACCAUCCUUUAAACGUGUGGCGUCGCCAUGCUUGGUUCCGCC